AUGACACAAACAAGGAACAAGCGCGUGCAGAGGUUCCCCAAUGACCCAAUAUUCAAUCAACUGGCCUCUCUUGCGGCACAAGUCAAGCGACCGAUUAUCCACGACCCAACUGGCCUUGAGUUUACUUACAAUCGACUCUUGAACGAUGUUUCACGGCUGCGCGCUACCUUGAGAGAGAGUCUGCCGCCCUCUUCCUUUGACGAGCAAGGAAUUAUCAAUCAGGAGCGCCCAUACGUUUGUAUCCUAGCUGAUGCCGAUUACAAUUUCAUCGUUUCUUUUAUUACCAUUCUGGCCAUGGGAGGAGUCGUUGUGCCUUUGGCGUCUGGUGUCCUUCCCGAAGAGGCCAAGUAUUUCUUUCAGAAGACGAAGUCCAGUAUCUUGCUCGCGUCGGAAAAUCGCAUCACGCAAUCGGUUGCCAUCAAGGAAUACAUCUUUGAACAAGCAAGCACCGAUAUAGCAGUUGUUCAGAUUCCUCAGACCGAGGAAAAUCUUCAAAAUUUUGAGAUUGCAACUGAUGAUCACUUGACAUUCACUCCCGAGCAGCCAGCAGUAGUCAUCUUCACUUCUGGAACAACUGGCCGGCCCAAGGGUGUUGUGUUUCCUCGUCGCAGGUACCAAUAUCCGUCCAGUACCGAUUACAAUAGGGUUGUUAUAUCUUAUCGCCCACCGCAUUGGGUUGGCGGCUUAAGGUCGUUGAUUCAGCCUGUCCUCCAAGGUCAUGCGGUACAUAUUCUUCCAAACAGACCUGGACCGGAUGUCUUCUGGGAGUACUUUCGCAAGGUCCCGUUCACUCAUAUGUCUUUGAAUCCGACAAGCCUCAGAGAGCUCCGAGACUACUUCGAAAACAACCUCAGUCAUCUUCCCCAGGAGGACUUGAACCAAUACCUGCAAAAUCUUAGGAAUCUGAAUGAUAUUGCCAGCUCUGGUGCUAUGAUUGAAGAUAGUACUCUCCAGUUUUGGCGCGAUAUUCUAGGAAAGAAUAUCAUUAACAAUUCCUACGCACUAACGGAGACGGGACCUGUGACGAAAACGCAGACUGGCUCCACACUGAAGUACUCAGUUGGUGUACCUUGGCCUUGGGUCUCCCUGAAGUUAUCCGACGGGGACUAUGGAGAAGCUUUAGUAAAGACUCACCUGUCAUUCUCCGAGUACCUGGAUGACGAAGAGGCGACCAAGCGUGCUUUCGACGAGGAGGGAUACUUCCGAACUGGAGACAUUUUGCGCCGCGUUGGAGACCAAUAUGUCUUCGAAGGGCGGGUCUCAACUGAUUUUGUUCUAUUUUACGGGUACCGCAUCCCUAUAGUCGAGCUUGAAGGAAGUCUCAUUGAUCUCCCUUACAUCAAAGAGGCGUAUGUGAUCGGGGCUCCAGAUCACGAAGCAAAAGAACUUGCAGCAGCUAUUGUUCGACUCAAGUCUUGUUCUGACAACGGAGAGGCAAUUACUUUGAAGAAGAUUCGCAAGGACCUAUCCGCAACCCUGGCCACUCACAAAUUGCCAGCGCUUCUGAGGAUUCUUCAAGAUAGCGAAGAAAUCCCACGGACAGCGGGCGGCAAGUCUAUCAAACCAGGACUGCUACAGAAGUUUUUUGGCAUCGAAAACAUUAUCCCUAAAGGGUAUUCAUGGCCCCAUACAGCAUUCUGGGGCAAUGGGAUCGAGCAGGGCCUCAGACAGACGCGACCAUGGGAUUGGUGCGGGUUACAGCGCAGUGAUUAA
Penicillium pulvis is the source of this 1713-nucleotide messenger RNA. Its product is annotated as class I adenylate-forming enzyme family protein. The record is from RefSeq and is a predicted model, not a curated record. Gene Ontology annotation, molecular function: medium-chain fatty acid-CoA ligase activity. The transcript is spliced from 5 exons. Gene Ontology annotation, biological process: fatty acid metabolic process. NCBI's taxonomy places the organism in Eukaryota, Fungi, Ascomycota, Eurotiomycetes, Eurotiales, Aspergillaceae. The coding region runs from base 1 to 1713 and encodes 570 amino acids.